Molecule: messenger RNA, 1789 nt
Organism: Sorghum bicolor (sorghum)
Lineage: Eukaryota; Viridiplantae; Streptophyta; Magnoliopsida; Poales; Poaceae
Product: protein PHOSPHATE STARVATION RESPONSE 3
Exons: 8
Coding region: 177-1469 (430 amino acids)
Molecular function (GO): DNA binding; DNA-binding transcription factor activity
Source: RefSeq, a predicted model, not a curated record
AGACUAGUUAAAAGCCAGAGAGAGAGAGAGAGAGAGAGAGAGAGAGAGACUGGAAUGGAUAGGAGGGAGAGAGGAUACGCAACUCCUUGCUUCUGAAUCUCUCACGCUCCAGCACUCUUCAUCUUGAGAGUUCUUCAUUUUCAGGCUUGGAGCAAGCAAGUCUGGUUUAGUGGUGAAUGACCAAAGAGACCAAUAGUCUGAAUCUGAAGGCUGUUAAGCAAUUCACUAGCCCUGGCAGAAUGGCUCACACACGCACUGCUCCCCAGCCUUCAGCUCACCAGCUGCUCAGUGCACCACAUGAUCUACUGCCAUCAUCAUCAUGUGCUGCUUCCCAAUCCUCAAAGAUCCUUCCAUUUGACCUUCAGAAAUGCAGUCCUGACUCCACCAACGGAACCCCAGUCUCUCGCGUAUCUCAAGCUGGAUUACUAUCCAAGGAUCUGGUAUCGCCAUCCAGUUCUUCCACAUUCUGCACAAGUAUGUACUCGUCGUCGUCGACGAAUUCCAAGUCAUGCCGGCAAGCAGACGCUCUGCCUUUCCUGCCCCAUCCUCCUAAAAGUGAGCAUCAGCAAACAUCAGGUGGUCAGUCAUCCAGCUCUUCAUCGCUGCUCUUUGGUACUGACCUCAACAAUGGUGGUCAAAGUGAGGCUGAACCUGCAGCUGAUCUCAAGGAUUUUCUUAACCUUUCUGGAGAUGCUUCAGGAGGCAGUUUCCAUGGAGAAAGCAACGGCAUGGCUUUCAGAGAGCAGAUGGAGUUUCAGUUCUUGUCUGAACAGCUCGGAAUCGCCAUCACCGACAACGAAGAGAGCCCUCGAUUAGAUGAUAUAUAUGACAGACCGCCACAAACCUCUUCUUGUCCGGUGUUGUCUUGCUCUGACCAAGACGACCUCCAGAGGACAGGAUCUCCUGUUAAAGUUCAGCUGAGUUCAUCUCGAGCUGCAUCAUGUAACAAGCCAAGACUGAGAUGGACACUGGAGCUCCAUGAGCUUUUUGUAAAGUCUGUCAACAAGCUUGGAGGGCCAGAAAAGGCAACUCCUAAGGGUGUGUUGAAGCUUGUGAAGGUAGAAGGCUUGACCAUCUAUCAUGUGAAGAGCCAUUUGCAGAAAUACCGUUUUGCGAAGCAUCUUCCAGAGACAAAAGAAGACAUGAAGUUCUCUUCAGAAGACAAGAUAUCUAAAUCAGAAAUACCAGGAAACAAUGCUGGCAGAAAGAAGAGUUUACAACUAGCAGAAGCUCUUCGGAUGCAAAUGGAGGUUCAGAAACAACUUCAUGAACAAUUAGAGGUGCAAAGGCAGCUACAGGUACGCAUAGAAGAACAUGCAAAGUAUUUGCAGAAGAUAUUAGAACAACAGAAGGCAAGUAAUUCAUUACCAGCUAUGACAAGUUCAAUAGAAAGAGAGCUUUCUGAAUCUAAAGAGGAAAAGAAACCCAAGACGCAAGCGGACACUUUUUCAGCUCCAUUGCCAAAUUAAAAAAAAACAGAUACUGACAUGGAAUGACUCACAAGUCAUAAGUGAAUAACCAAAAAGAAAAAAGCAAAGCCUCAGGUUGAUCUUGAGAAGGAGCAACUAUGUUCAUAGCCGUUAUGAACAAUUGAAUAUGUUGACUCGCCUACUUUCAAAAAAAUAAUGUUGACUCGCCAAGCACUUUCCUUCUCUAACCUUGUAGAAUAUUAGCACUUCUGCCUAGAUGCUUCUCUCUUGUAUCAUAAUCCCUUAGUACUUGAAAGAGUUAACUGUAUAUGAUUAAUUUUCAGAUGGAAAUGAAACAAAAAAAAGGAGGCCCAUUGAUC